UGGGUCUUCGUUGCUGCGUGUGGUCUUUCUCUAGUUGCGGUGAGCCGGGGCUGCUCUUCGUUGUGGUGCACGGGCUUCUCAUUGCGGUGGCUUCUCUUGUUGCGGACCACGGGCUCCAGGCGCGCGGGCUUCAGUAGUUGUGGCUCGCGGGCUUAGUUGCUCCACGGCAUGUAGGAUCUUCCCGGACCAGGGCUUGAACCCGUGUCCCCUGCUUUGGCAGGCGGAUCCUUAACCACUGCGCCACCAGGGAAGUCCCUAAAAGCACAUUUUUAAUUUCACAGAAUCCAGACUAUUGGACUGGAAAGGAUCUUAACCAGGAUCACCUUCACCUUGUAUGGUUAUGGAGGUUGCGUACUGUUCAAGCCUAGCGGGCGCCAUUCUCAUGGCUCACAAUGUGACUGGCUCUCCAGGGUUGUAACAUGCACAGCCUCGCACAGCAUCCCUGUUUAUCUAAUCCUCUUCAUUUUCAGAUAAUGAAACUUAGGUCCUAAGAGCUGACAGCUUUGCUCAAGGUCAUGCAUAUACUUCAUAGUAGGGUACAGGCAAUGGGCCCCUUUUCUGCCUUUCAGUCACUGUGACCCAGAUUGCUUUAGGAGGCUAUGAAACUAGAAGAGAUAGUGUUUGUUUGCUAUAGUUGUGUGGAUAAUGGUCUUUAGCUGAACAUGAAACUUCCGUCAUUUCGUUCAGCUCUGCAUCAUUUGCGCCAGCUUUCCACCUCCAGCUCUACUGGUCUGGUUGGCAUGGCUUGAACCUUCAGCAUGUUACACCACUGCCCGCAGGGCUCCCAAGACUCAGGUGCCUGUUUGUGCCACAAAGUUGCCAGGCUGUGCUGUCUACUGUCUCCUUUGCUGGCCUAUUCCUCUGUGACCUGCUGUUGGCUGCCAUCUUCUUUUGGCUUCUCUUCUUGGCGUCUUGUGCUGCUUUGUCUUUAUAGCCACAUUGCUGACCAGCCAACGUGGUCCUUUCCUUCUGUUCUACAAAUGAUUCAGUCAGAGCAUGGUGGCUGUUGACCUUGGGUCUUUGGUUCUUUGCUGCUGUUCAUAGGUGCUGGGGGUGCCUAGGCGAUGCUGCUUCUUUGUCAAAACUUUUUGUCUCUUUUCUUUCUCCCCUAUUCCAGAUUUGUGCCUUUCUGAACACUUAAAGAUGCCGGAAGGAUUGUCUUCACGUACUUGUGGCUCCAUUCCUAUCAUUCCACCUAUACUCUUGUUUAAAGUGAAACUAUUGUUUGGGAGGAAAAGAUCUUGGUUAGAAAAGUUCAUGUAAAUCAGACACUCAAUAGCUAAUUGUCUCUAUCAAGGAUGAUGCAUUUAAAAAAUUACUCCGUCCUCUGCCCGGGCUCUGUGCUCAUCCUCAGUGUCAAACUAAGGCUGGUUGGAAGGAAAAUCACGCAACAUUCAUGAGUGAACUCAAAAAUCUUCAGGCUUCUGGGCUGACUACUCUUGGUCAGGCUCUGAGAUCCUCAUUCGAUUUGUUAAAUCUCAAUAGAUUAAUAUCUGGAAUAGACAAUUAUGGACAGGGGAGAAAUCCAUUUUUUUUAGAACCAUCUAUUUUAAUUACCAUCACAGAUGGAAACAAGUUAACAAGUACUGCUGGUGUUCAAGAAGAGCUUCAUCUGCCUUUGAAUUCUCCUCUGCCUGGAAGCGAACUAACCAAAGAACCUUUUCGUUGGGAUCAAAGGUUAUUUGCCCUGGUGUUGCGUCUGCCUGGAUUGGCUUCUACUGAACCAGAGCAGCUAGGGAGUGUACCAACUGAUGAAUCUGCCAUCACACAGAUGUGUGAAGUCACAGGAGGUCGCUCCUACUGUGUUAGAACACAGAGAAUGUUGAAUCAAUGUUUAGAAUCUUUAGUUCAAAAAGUUCAGAGUGGUGUAGUUAUUAACUUUGAAAAAACGGGACCAGAUCCACUUCCGACUGGAGAAGAUGGACUUAUGGAUUCACCCAGGCCAAGCAAUUCAUUUGCUGCUCAACCAUGGCAUAGCUGUCAUAAGCUCAUUUAUGUGAGGCCUAACUCUAAGACUGGUGUUCCUGUUGGACAUUGGCCAAUUCCAGAAUCUUUCUGGCCAGAUCAGAAUUUACCUUCGCUACCUCCACGAACAUCUCAUCCUGUUGUGAGGUUCUCCUGUGUCGAUUGUGAGCCAAUGGUAAUAGACAAACUUCCCUUUGACAAAUAUGAACUUGAACCUUCACCCUUAACUCAGUACAUCCUGGAACGAAAGUCUCCCCAUACCUGCUGGCAGGUAUUUGUUACCAGCAGUGGAAAAUACAAUGAACUUGGAUAUCCAUUUGGUUAUUUAAAAGCCAGCACAACUUUAACUUGUGUAAACCUCUUUGUGAUGCCGUACAACUACCCAGUUUUACUCCCUCUUUUAGAUGACUUGUUUAAAGUUCACAAGCUUAAGCCAAAUGUGAAGUGGCGACAGGCUUUUGAGAGCUACUUAAAAACUCUGCCUCCAUACUACUUAUUACCAUUAAAGAAAGCACUAAGGAUGAUGGGAGCUCCAAAUCUGAUAUCAGAUAAUUUAGAUUGUGGACUUAGUUACAGUGUUAUCUCUUACCUUAAAAAACUCAGCCAACAGACCAAACUAGAGUCAGAACGAAUACUAGCAUCAGUGGGGAAGAAACCUCCCCAGGAAAUUGGAAUCAAAGUGAAAAAUCAUUCUGGAGGUGGAGUGUCCUUGACUCACAAUAAAAAUUUUAGAAAACUAUUGAAAGAAAUCAUAGGAGAAACAACAUCAAGACUGGCAGAAUUGAAUACCAAAGAAUUUGCCGGCUUCCAAGUAGGGCUCUUAAACAAGGAUUUGAAACCUCAGACAUAUAGAAAUGCUUAUGAUAUUCCACGUAGAGGUCUUUUAGACCAGUUAACCAGAAUGCGAUCCAAUCUGCUGAAAACACACAAGUUUAUUGUUGGACAAGAUGAAGAUUCCCUUCAUAGUGUUCCAGUUGCACAAAUGGGUAACUAUCAGGAAUAUCUAAAGACACUGGCUUCUCCACUUCGAGAGAUUGAUCCAGAUCAACCAAAAAGACUACAUACUUUUGGCAAUCCAUUCAAACAAGAUAAGAAGGGAAUGAUGAUUGAUGAAGCAGAUGAGUUUGUAACAGGGCCACAAAACAAAGUGAAACGUCCUGGAGAACCCAGCAGUCCUCUGUCAUCUAAGAGAAGGCGGAGUAUGUCCCUGCUGUUGAGGAAACCACAAACACCACCUACUGUAACUAACCACGUGGGCGGAAAGGGACCACCCUCAGCCUCGUGGUUCCCAUCUUAUCCAAACCUCAUAAAACCCACCCUUGUACAUACAGAUGUCACUGCCACGCACGAUGUUCACGAGGAGAAGAUGGAAAAUGGUCAGAUCUCACCCGAUGGCUUCUUGUCAAAACCUGCCGCCGCAGAGCUUGUGAACACGGCAGGAGGUAGCAGCCCACCCGACCGAGCGGAUUCUCUGUCCGAUGACUUCACUGGUCUCAGGAAGGAUGACCUGAUGCAGAAUCCCGGUAGUAAUGCACUCGCAGGAGGAACCAGGAACUGCGGUGUCUCUGUAGAUGAUCGAAAAGUCUCGGCAACACCUGCUUUGGAAACUGGGCCGAGUACGUCGCAAAUUACUCCCGCUAUGGCGCAAGGAAUCAACGCUGAUAUAAAACACCAGUUAAUGAAGGAAGUUCGAAAAUUUGGACGAAAGUAUGAAAGGAUUUUCAUUUUGCUUGAAGGAGUGCAAGGACCUCUUGCAGUGAGGAAACAAUUCAUUGAAUUUACCAUCAAGGAAGCUGCAAGGUUCAAAAGACGAGUCUUAAUUCAGUACCUUGAGAAGGUACUAGAAAAAAUAGAACCCCACCACCUUGUCAAGAACAUUAAUCACAUCAACAGCAGAUCAUGAUGUUAACGCAAAGACCAAGGAGGAACAAAGAAUACGUUUCCUGUGCUGUAGGAUAGAACGGGAUAUCGUUGAGUAUCCUACGAGGUUGUAGUCAAGGGAACUGCCUUCCAGAGGCUAAAAAAGAGCCGUGGAGCCUUCUGUUUUCAGAUGCUCUGGCGGGAAAAGCUGGCUUUCGCCCUAUGAGUUUUCUUUGAAAGUAUUAAUUGGCUGUUUUGUUGUUACUCUUCCCAGUUG
Molecule: messenger RNA, 4102 nt
Organism: Kogia breviceps (pygmy sperm whale)
Lineage: Eukaryota; Metazoa; Chordata; Mammalia; Artiodactyla; Physeteridae
Source: RefSeq, a predicted model, not a curated record